AGUCACGUUGAGGUUUCCAUACAGUGAGGUCGAAUAGUGCUGUGGCCAAUUUUAUUUUUCACUAAAUAACUUUGCGUGAAACAUGGAAAACUAUACAUCGGACAGCAGUGACUCGGAGAACAAUGGCAAAGUACUGGACUACGCAUAUCUUCUAAUGAACAGUGAAACGGUGGAAAAUCGUUUUGACACAGUGAUAAAAGACCCGAAAAAAUCGCACCUGGACGUCGAAAACAUCAUUCUUCACCACAAUCAGUUGAACUUGCUACCUGUCAAUUUAAACAAAUUUUCCAACAUGAAAGUAUUAGAUGUCAGCAACAAUGGACUGACUAUAUUACCGGACGUAUUCGAAUACUGCUCUUUGACCACUUUAAUAGCGAAAAAUAACAGUUUGUCCAAUGAUUCUUUGCCUAAAUCUUUCAACAACACAUCGACUUUACGAGAGCUUAAUUUAAAUGGAAACCAAAUCACUAAUUUUCCAGAACAGAUUUUGGAGUUUACCAACUUGAAGUUUUUGUAUCUUGGGGGAAAUGGGAUGCUCUUCAUAUCAAAAAAUAUUUACAAACUGCAAAGUUUGCAGGUUUUAUCUUUUGGUGGAAAUAAUUUGACCGAAGUUCCUGCAACUUUGGGACAUUUAAAGCACCUCUACGCCUUGAUACUAUGCGACAAUAAACUGGAAGGCCUACCAGCCAAUAUUGCCAACCUACACAACCUUAAAUCGCUCAUGUUGCACAAAAAUCAUUUAAGAACCCUUCCUCCUGAAAUUGUUGCCCUAAAAAAUCUAACAGAGUUAAGCCUUCGAGAAAACCCCCUGGUAGUAAGAUUCGUCUCAGACAUGAGUUACAAUCCAGGUUCAUUACUUGAACUAUCAGCCAGAUCUGUAAAAUCACACAAUAUGGACGUUAAACCUGGAGAUGUCCCGCUUACGCUGCUAGAUUAUUUAAAUUCUGCCCAUCACUGUGUAAACCCAAAUUGCAAAGGUGUGUUUUUCAAUAACAGAGUGGAGCACAUAAAGUUCGUUGAUUUUUGCGGCAAGUACCGCAUACCGCUUCUUCAGUAUCUGUGCUCUUCGAAAUGCGCAAACGGUCCAAAGGAAGACAUCGUCCGACCAUCCAAGUCAUACCUCAUGAAAAAAGUACUUUUGGGUUAAACAUUUACCUGUGAUUAUUAAUAUGUUUAUAUAAAUUUAAAUUUGUAAAUGUUGAAUAAAUAAAUAUUUAUUUUAUAUU
Molecule: messenger RNA, 1226 nt
Organism: Brassicogethes aeneus
Lineage: Eukaryota; Metazoa; Arthropoda; Insecta; Coleoptera; Nitidulidae
Source: the annotation of a GenBank genome assembly